Messenger RNA from Stegastes partitus (bicolor damselfish), 3668 nucleotides. RefSeq names its product REST corepressor 2 (gene rcor2). The record is from RefSeq and is a predicted model, not a curated record. Gene Ontology annotation, molecular function: transcription corepressor activity. The transcript is spliced from 14 exons. The coding region runs from base 20 to 1669 and encodes 549 amino acids. Gene Ontology annotation, cellular component: histone deacetylase complex; transcription regulator complex. NCBI's taxonomy places the organism in Eukaryota, Metazoa, Chordata, Actinopteri, Pomacentridae. Gene Ontology annotation, biological process: regulation of transcription by RNA polymerase II; negative regulation of DNA-templated transcription.
GGAAAACGAAAACACAGUCAUGCCCUCAGUGAUGGAGCGCUCGGGGGCCGGGGUCCUGUCCAGGAGCAGAGCCAAAACUGUAACCAACGGCAACAGCCAACCACACUCUGAGGAGGAGAGCAGCGAUGAAGAGCAUGCUCACGACAGCAUGAUCAGAGUGGGAGGAGACUACCAGGCUCAGAUCCCCGAGUUCAAACCAGACAGUCCAACCCGCUACAAUGAGAAGGACCAGAGGAGCAUGCUGGUGUGGUGUCCCAACAGUCAGCUCUCUGAUGCCAUGUUGGACGAGUACAUCCUGAUGGCUAAAGAGAAACAUGGAUACAACAUGGAGCAGGCUCUUGGCAUGUUGUUAUGGCACAAACACGAUGUGGAGCGCUCACUGGCCGACCUGGCCAACUUCACCCCCUUCCCAGACGAGUGGACAGUCGAGGAUAAAGUGUUAUUUGAACAGGCCUUCAGCUUCCAUGGAAAGAGCUUCCACCGCAUCCAGCAGAUGCUUCCAGACAAAAUGAUCUCCAGCCUGGUGAAGUACUACUACAGCUGGAAGAAGACCAGGACCAGGACCUCCGUCAUGGACCGUCAGGCCAGGAGGCUGGUUAACAAGCGAGAGAAAGAUGACAGUAAUGACGAGUUGGAGGAAGGAGACCCAGGCAGUGACAGUGACUUUGAGAUUGACGCCAAGAAAGAGGCAGUGAAACAGAACCCCAGCAGCACCAGCUCCGACAAAGCCACCCCCAGUCGCUCUGGGCCAGUGAAGAAGGAGAGCAUCGGGGCUCAGUACAGACACCACCCGCUCAGAGCCCGUCGCAGGCCACCCAAAGGCAUGCACCUGGACCAGGGCGACAUCAUGUCUCUGUCGGCCUCCCAUGAUUCUGGCGUCCUGACUAUACGUCAGCUGGACACGCAGCUGGUUUCACUCAAGAGACAGGUUCAGUCUAUUAAACAGAACAACAGCAGUCUGAAGCAUAGUCUAACUGAGGGUGUUGAUACAUUAAAACCUACUGAGCCUGCCCCGAAGAUGAACUCUCGUUGGACCACAGAGGAGCAGCUCCUGGCUGUGCAGGCUAUCCGCCGUUACGGGAAAGACUUCACAGCCAUCGCCGAAGUGAUAGGAACUAAGACACCAGCUCAGGUGAGCUCGUUCUUCGUGAGCUACCGGCGCCGCUUCAACCUGGACGAGGUGCUGAGGGAGUGGGCGGCCGAGCAGGUGGCCACCAGCCGAGACCAGAGAGACCCCAGGAGGAGCAGCGAGGAGAUGGCAGCAGCUACAGAUGGAGGCGCAGAGGAGGACGAGGUCAAAAUGGAGGACUCUCCCACGGACACCCCCGGCGGCUCCUCUCCUCCCUCCUCCACCCAGACCCCCUCCUCCCUCUCCCAGCCUCCCCCGCUGCUGCGCCCGGCUCCCCCCUCCGCCCCGCCGAGCCUCCUCCGCCAGCCGCCUCCCCUCCAGACUCGCCCGCUCCAGAACCGAGCGCCCCACAACCACCCCCCGCCGCCGCUCAUCCGGCCCGCCGUCACCUCCUCCUCCACCUCCACCGGGAGCUCCAGUCUCAGGGGUUCUCCACCCAGCUCCUCCUCCUCCUCCUCCUCCUCCUCUUCCUCCUCCGCUGCAGUGCAGAUGCCUCCAUCACUGGUCGGGCUCAAAGUGGAGCAGCCCAACUCGCACUGAUACACACAGAUAUGACAGUAGGGAUAGAAACACACACACACACACACACACACGUUAGCAUGCAAACACACAGACACGAAUCUUUGUCGUCUCAGAGAAACUCCUUCACCUUGUAACUCCAUCAUCACUCCAAGCCUUCAUUCCUGGGACCAUCGCUCACCACACCAUCGACUGCUCAGGUCCCAACGGUGACGCCGCCGCCGCCGCUCUGAGAAAUGUGUCAGGAAGAGUGUGAGGACCCCCUGGGUGACCUGAAGCCCCUUUACUGUACUAACAAACACCUACCUCCAGUACACAGCUCUCUAACGCACACACACACACACACGCACACAAACAGCUCCAAUCUACCUGCACACACUUCACUGAACAAAGAGACACUGGAUCAUCAAGCUGUUGAAGAAAGCCAUGACCACCCAGAGCAGACCCACCUGCUCGUCUCCAUGGCAACUGCUGCACAUCUGGAUUGCAGAGGAAUGCGGUUGAACACACACAUACACACACACACUCACACUCUCUAUAUAUAAAUAUCUAUAGGGUAGGUUCCACUGGGCAGAUAUCAAGUCAUCCAAACAACCUUCAGGAAACAGAAAUAAAAGAGAAACGACGAGGACGAGUCGCCCACAUCUGAGCCAAACCUGCUCCUCCCGCCGUGGAAAGCAUGUGAAGAAAUGUCUCCUUUGCAGCUUUGCUUUAAAACUUGGAGCCUCAAAUAGGAGCAAAAAGCUCCACGAGUUUAUUGUUCUGGUUUUUUAAUGGUUGUCGACGAAUCUGUUGGUUCCUAAUCGGGCAAAAAAUGGAAACGGAAGAGCGGGAGGCCCCAGAGCUCCGUCUUCUCACAUAGCCAUGUAUUACUAGUGUUAACUGGAGUGAUGUUUCCCUUUGUUUGACUAGACUUUUAAAGGUGAGCCCUAGGUAGGCACGUAGUGACUGUACGUAGUUUAGGUCGUGCAUACUUUAUUAUGAUGAUUAUUGACUGAGCACUGAGGAGAAAAAGAGCCUUUAACACAUGAUUCGGUGGCCUGCUACAGUGUUUAACGUCCCACUGCUUUAAGAGGAACAUUUCAGCGGUCGCCCCUCCGACACCGGCCGCUCUGAGGAGCAACUGAGAACGGUAGCCUCGGUGUUUAAACUCGAUCUACUCUGACCUCCGACAGAUUUGUGUCCACUGGAAAAAAAGAAAAUGUUCUGCCAAAGUCUGUUAUUGCUUUAAAAGCACACUGUCCCAGAGUUCCACUGUCUCCAGUUGAGAACAGUGUUUGACAUUGUUGGCUGUCUGUGUUCAAAACUAAAGAAAACUGAAGGACAGUUUGGGAGAUAGUCGGGAAAUCGUUUUUGUAGGACGUCCAAACCAGCUGUUUGGUUGUUGUUCAGUUACCAGGAUGUUCGAAUGAUUAAAAAUAUGAAUUUACAAAGACAACUCUGAGGUCAAAGGAGAUCAGGAGGAAGCUUCUGCUGUAGCGUCAGCCGCUCGAUUAAUUUAGCAAAUGAAGCAUCUGGAAAUGCGUGUUUUUUUUUUGUUGUUGUUGUCCUGCCACUGUGCAGUUUUCUGCUUCCUCGCUGGUGUUUUGGGCUCAACGCAUCCCGAGGCGACGAAUUCACAACUUCACAAACAAAUGACUGAAACCGUAUUUGUCUGUGACACCUUCAACACUUAGUUCUGGUUUCUUUUGGACCGAAUCUGUCCUCGUCUCCACAGUCCAGCUGCCUGUAUCACUGCCUUUUUCACAGACGUGGGGUCACAUGUCUGGUUUCUGUAACCUGUUCAGUCUGCAGAGGCCUCCAGCGUCCAGCUGAAGGCAGCACUGAGUGGACUCGCUCCAUCACUGCGUUUGGCUUUAAAGUGACUUUGCUCGGACUUGUUUUCUUACAUUUGUUCCUUCCUCCAAAAACUGCUUGUGUGUAACGUAUGUGAGAAGUUGUUUACAUUGUGGAAACUGAACUGUUUGUGUUUGAGAAAUGUUUUUUUUUUUUUUUAGAAUAAAGAAAUGACCAAAUAGUU